Molecule: messenger RNA, 3381 nt
Organism: Brugia pahangi
Lineage: Eukaryota; Metazoa; Nematoda; Chromadorea; Rhabditida; Onchocercidae
Source: the annotation of a GenBank genome assembly
AUGGACGUAAUACCAGAUAUGGAUGACUUAUUGAAUGAACUGGAAGCUGCUGAAACAACCCAAAAGCUGAAGUAUAAUGCGAAUGACCCGGUAAUAAACCCUAAAGUUGCCCUCUUAGCUUCUUCGAAUGAUUUUAUUGAUAAACAAAAUGGCACUCAUAUCCUGCAUAACGAUCACAUUGAAGAAGUCAGCAAUGAUGCCGAAGCUACAAGCGUUUUAUCUGAUAUUAUCACUUCUUUAUCAUCGAAUGAAAAUGGGAGUUUGCAACACAAUAUGGAGGCAAACGAUGUUAUUGAAGAUGUUACUGAAGUUCUGAAGGAUUCAACAAAUGAAAGGUCAAUUUCGGCGGACACUGCUGACUGUAAGAAAGAUGGAACGGAAGUUACGGAUGAAGUGGACAGGAUAGCUGAACGAUACGCUGAAAUGGAACACUAUUUGAACAGUUGUGACACGAACGACACUUCUAUAAAUAUUUCGGAGCAGUCUGACAGAGAAGUUCGAUCCAUAUUUCCUGCAGCGAAAGCGAUUAAAGACGAAGUUAUCAAUGUAGAAGAAGCAGAUAGGAAAUGUCUUUCUGAUGAGCUAAAUUCCGAUAGGAAUUUUCGAUCAGCUUCUGAACUGGAAAACGAAACGAAUCGAGGAGUAAGAAAUACAGUCGUGGAAAUGGCUGUCGAAAACGUUAUACCAGAAUGUGAAGUAAUCUUAUGUACCGCCAUUGAUGAACAGCCGGUCGAUGAAGUGUCACGUGAUACAUCCGUAACUGCGGGUGAAGAUUCAGGCUUAGAUGAUACGCAAGAAGACGUCAGCGUAUGUAUUAAUGGCAGUACCACGUUAGUGGAACGUCCGUCAUUAUCAUCUUGUGCGCAGUCAUCUAUCACAGUAGAAAAUAUUGAAGAGACUAUUAAUGAAGUUGAAAAAUCAAACAAUGAAAAUGAUACAGAAAGGCGAGAAAAUGAUAAUGAAGGAGAACAGCAAUCAGAAUUGGUAGAAGAUAAUAAUGUUCAUUCAGUGAAUGAAUGUGAAAUACUAGCACCAAUAGCUGAUGAAGCGCAAGCUGUUUCCGUGGUUUCGAGCACGCAUGAUAUAUCAUGCGAUUCUGGCGUGAAAUAUUUGACUGAAAGCGAACGUCAACUUGGGAAGAAGAAACCAAUAUGGAUAGAUGAUAAAGAAACGUUAUCAUGCAUGUUAUGUUGCAUUAAAUUUACAGUUUUCGUUAGACGACAUCAUUGUAGAUGCUGUGGUCGUGUCUUAUGUGCUCGUUGUACCACUCAGAAGUCACCGUUAUCAUAUGUAAAUAAUCCAAAGAAGGAAUAUCGUGUUUGUGAUCCAUGCUUCGAAACAUUAAAACGUAUUGAAGAGUCCGAAAAGAAUGCAAGAACGGGUGAAUUAGCUGAUAUGAAUGAAUCUGGUCAUUCAUCAGAUAUUCCGGUUACAAAACCAGCGUUGAAAGUAAGAGAAAAAUCAGAAAAUAUUAUCAAUACCAGUGAUAAUCAAGGUUCAUUAUCCAAUGACGCAGCACGUGGUAACUCUUCAAUAAAACGGAACGUUACAUUCCGUGAUGGUCUUCAUCCAGGUUACAGUUCUAAUGAAAUUCAAUCAUCAACUACUGAUAUGGGUUCUUCAAAACCAAAGAAGCAUGACUCGAGAAGACAUAUAUCACGACGUUUGCUUCAACUUCACGUCGCUGAUGAAUGUGUAUGCCUUUUGCCUGAUAUUGACUUAACUUCUAAUGUCAAGGAAACAUCAGUUAAUGGUAAUCAACAUGCAGCAGUCGGAAAUAAUUGUUUAUAUGUGCGAAGUAAUAAUGGUUCCAUAAUAGAAUGUGAUAAUAUUCAAGAUUUAAUCACUUCGUUGAAAAAUUUCGAACCAGCUGAAGUGAUGAUUUUUCGGAAUUUGUGGUGUAUUAUCAAGUUAUGUAAAUAUGAAAAUAAAACUGUAAUGUGUAUUAUAUCAAGAGGAAUGUCAUUUGUUGGAUUAGACGAAAUUUUCCUUGCUUAUUACUGUGAUACGGAAUUCUUCGAAUUACCAAUCGAUUAUCUAUGGAGGAUAUACGAAAUUUAUCAGGAUGCAUUGUCCCCACGCAGUGAAUCAUCAGAUGAAGAAUUAGGAAUACGUUUAUCGCAUAAUCGUACUCCAUCACUGAAUCGAACAAUCCGAUUCUCAAAUUCUGAUAAACCGGUAGCACGCGAUAUACUUCUGUUUAGACCAUCUGUUCAGACAUUUGAAAAUUUCUUAGUACCUUCUUCGUCAUUUUUGGUUGCAACAUUCAUUUAUCAGUGUGAGUCAAUUUGGGCAACUGUGAUACCACAACGGCUGCUUUUUAGACUUGGUCUUCAAGCUUCAUUUUACCCUACACCAAUUAUAAAUGAUUUGAACCGUGAACCGGUGUAUAAUUCAAUAUUUGAUGCGAGUGUCUUGAAAAUGUUCAAUGAUUUUCGAAAUUGGCGUUUUCAAAUGCCUUUUAUAUUGGGUAGCACAUUAACGGUACGAGAUAACAGCGAGUCUAUUCUAAUUAUUCCAACUUGGGCAUUGGAAGAGAUAAUCAAGUUGAUCAAAGAAAAUAAAAAUAUGGUUGCAUGGUGUCUUGAUUUUAGUCCUGAUGCUGAUAGUUAUCUUGUCUGCAAGCAAGAUAAUGCCGGUUGUUUCAACUCACAAAUUUUCAGAAAUGGCAUUGGAAAUCGAAAAGUAACUGGUGCUUCUUUUAUUGUUAUUGAUGGAGCUUUGAAGGAUGGUGGAGAACCACUUUCAGUGAAUGUUUUAGAAGAUGGUAUGACAGUUCGUUUUCGAUCGGAUAUAAUGGAAUCACUUAUUGAAGCACUCUUGGUCGGGCAGGAUUUUGAGCAUGACUCACCGGCAAUGAAAUUUUCAGUGAAGUGGGAUAAUGAUUCAUACAGAGAGCAGCCUAUUGGUGGAUUGAUAUCUCCAAUUGAUAAUCGUUCAUUAAUUGGUUGUUAUCAGUAUGGUUUAAAAAAAUCAAGAAUUUUGCGAUCAUCACAUCCAAUACCGAAUCAAAUGUAUUGGUCCCUUAGAUUGGUCAGUGUGUACAAUGUUGCAAAAGGUCGCUUCAUCCAACGUGUCCAGUCAAAAGUUUUCAGUGUUAGUGAACAAGUUGUUGCGCAAAUUGCAACAACAUUAGCACCUUUCGCCACUGCUCUCAUAGAAAAUGAUUUGAGGCAUAUCUUCUUUCGUAUUCGUGUCACUACAGAAGAUGCUGAAUAUAAGACACAACCUUGGCCUGGUAUGCAAAAAGAAUUUGCUGCAUGGUUAGAUUUCCUGGAUUAUCAGGUAGCACCAGGAUUAUUCACCGUUUGUUCAUAUGUAACACUUGGAUUUCAUGCUGAACUUCAUAUGGCUUUGAUUUCAGUUCGGCCAAACCCAUAA